CUCCCGUGAACAAGCUGACUUGUUGGAAAUGCUCGAGGAUCUUAAAUCUCUGUGCGAGCACGCGUGCUGUAAAAUCAGUGGAAGGAAAAAGUGAAGCCGCAACAGGAACAUACUCCAAAUAUCAGACCGAGGGUUGGAUUAUUGAUUUUCACCAGUUUACUUCAUUGAAGGUUGUGUUGUGGCAGGUCACUCCCUGGCUGUAGGGCACGAGCUGCCAUGCCAUUUGGUUGUCUGACACUCGGGGAGAAGAAGGAUUACAACAGUCCCUCAGAGGUGGCCGACAAAUAUGACCUCGGGCAAAUUGUUAAAUCAGAGGAGUUUUGUGAGAUAUUCCGGGCGAAGGAUAGGAACACCUUGAAAAUGUACACCUGUAAAAAGUUUAACAAAAAGGAUGGAAGGAAAGUGAGGAAAGCUGCCAAGAAUGAGAUUAUGAUCUUAAAGAUGGUAAAACAUCAUAACAUCCUCCAGCUGGUUGACGCUUUUGAAACUAAGAAAGAGUACUUCAUUUUUCUGGAGCUGGCUACGGGCAGAGAGGUGUUCGACUGGAUCUUAGAUCAAGGAUACUACUCUGAGAGGGACACCAGCAAUGUCAUGAGGCAGGUGUUGGAGGCUGUAGCUUACCUGCACUCUCUGAAAAUCGUCCACAGAAAUCUUAAGCUGGAGAACUUGGUGUACUUUAACCGUUUGAAGCACUCCAAAAUUGUUAUCAGUGACUUCCAGUUGGCAAAACUGGAAAAUGGACUCAUUAAGGACCCAUGUGGGACUCCAGAAUAUCUUGCUCCUGAAGUGGUUGGGAGGCAGAGAUAUGGACGACCUGUGGACUGUUGGGCCAUCGGUGUCACCAUGUAUAUACUUUUGUCUGGAAACCCUCCUUUCUAUGAUGAUUCUGAUGAAGAUGAUGAUCGUGAUAAGAAUCUCUUCCUAAAGAUCUUGUCAGGGGACUAUGAGUUCGAUUCACCAUACUGGGAUGACAUUUCAGAUUCUGCCAAAAACCUAGUGGCGUCUUUGAUGGAAGUGGACCAGGAUCAGCGGCUGACUGCACAGGAAGCCAUUGCCCAUGAAUGGAUUUCUGGAAAUGCAGCCUCAGACAAGAACAUCAAGGAUGGCGUUUGUGCACAAAUAGAAAAGAACUUUGCCAAAGCAAAGUGGAAGAAAGCUGUCAGAGUGACCACCCUCAUGAAGAGACUCAGAGCGUCUGAGCAGGGGGAUAGUGGGGCCGCUGGGGCUGCAGCUGACCCCAACACACCCGGCGGCGCUCCUGCUCCUCCAGCUGGCAGCGGCGACGGCCUCGCUGCCAGCUUAAAGGCUGUUCUUAGUGAAAAGGCUCCUGACACACAGACUGCCGCCAUCUCUGCACCCUCCCAGCCCAGUGCAGCCAGGCAGGAGGAGCAGCCACAGGCACGGUGCAACGGCGAGGUUCCCCAAAUGUUGCCACAGAGAAAGGGAGACUAGGCGUCAGAUGAAUAUGAGAAGAGGACCCUUGCCAACCAACAAGCACAUGUGCAGUAGAGCCAAUACAUUUGGCAUGAUGAUACCAUGUCUAAGCUGUUCGACUAUCCCCCAGUUUGCAGAGUUAUUUCACGACGCCAUGCAUUUCAUCAUUUUUGCCUUCUGUAUUAAUCGGUCUAUUGAAUAGUGUUCUCCACUCUCCCGCGUUAUUUUGUGUAACAGUCCCUUUAAAGCUAGUUGCAAAGUAGCUCUUCUGUUGUUUCCUUUCCCCUGAAAACUGUAAAAACUCAUAGUGUAAUUUAGUGAAAUCAGCUCACCUUUACUCAUCAGCUCAUUGUAUAUAGGUGUAUUUGUCUGUUUCGACAAGUUGCUAGUUUUCAGCUUCAGAACUUAAACUCCUGAGUUUGUGUCUUGUGACUUAAAAUUAUGAGUUGAAAGAUUUGGUAAACUGAUCAUGUCAAGAUUUGAAAAUCCAUUAAUUUAUUAAAGUAGUUUUCUGCAUGCGUCUCUGAGUUAACGCUUCAGAAACCAUGCUUCUAACUGCAAUACAUUCACAGUUACAUAUAUUUUAUGACAUUUUAAAAGAUAUAAUAUAUAUUAAAUAGUUAUGACUGUCUUUUAAAUAUUCCUACAACUUCUUACGUAACAAUUGGAUAAAAAAAAAUCAAUUAGUGGACUCAGCUUAACACCCAAACCAGAUAUCUGCUGGUUUAUCUUCAGUACAACUUUUGUCAACUUACAAUUUUAAGGCAUCAAGAAAGCAUAUUUUUAAGUUGAAGUGCCUUAAUAUUUGUUGCAGUAAUGUACUGAAAUAUUUCAAAAGAAACAACUUGAUUAUAAUUACUUACCGAUUUCUUUGAAAUGUUUUAGCUGUUCCUUUGCCCUUCUGUUUGGUUUUUACGCUGCUGUAUUGAUACUUGUGUUCCGUCCUCUUUCACAAUUAAAAACACAGGAAACUAAACUUAGAGCGUUGUAUGUGAAGUGGUGUUUUAGCCGUUGUUGUUGUUGUGUUGUCACUUGUAAUAAGUAAAUUGCAGAGUUUCUAGCUGAGUCCAUAUACUGUACCACUAUGUAUUUUUGCAUUGUAUACAUGUGUAUUUUUUUAUUUUUGUGUGUAUUUAGCAACAUUUAGCUGAGCUAAUGGUUUGCUAUAAUGCUUGUGAAUCAAUAAAAUGAGCAAUACUGAUAUU
Messenger RNA from Epinephelus moara (kelp grouper), 2639 nucleotides. Its product is annotated as caM kinase-like vesicle-associated protein. The record is from RefSeq and is a predicted model, not a curated record. The coding region runs from base 217 to 1452 and encodes 411 amino acids. NCBI's taxonomy places the organism in Eukaryota, Metazoa, Chordata, Actinopteri, Perciformes, Serranidae. Gene Ontology annotation, cellular component: intracellular anatomical structure. Gene Ontology annotation, biological process: peptidyl-serine phosphorylation. The transcript has 11 exons. Gene Ontology annotation, molecular function: calcium/calmodulin-dependent protein kinase activity; ATP binding; calmodulin binding.